AUGAAUUAACAAUCUAUUUUGGAAAAGAAUGAUAAUUUUGAAUAAUCGAUAAGUUUGAACCUAAUAGAUGAUUCAUUUUAAUAAAGAGAUUUUUGUUAUGCAUUAGCAUUUAAUAAAGACAACUCAAUUCUUAUUACAAACUCAGAGAAUUUAAUAUUAAUAUGGAAGUUCGAUUUUGGUAAAAUGGAAUUAAUUUAAAGCAUUGCAACACAUACAGAAGAUGUUAAUUGCUUAAGCUUUAGUAAAAAGUCAAAUAAUUUUAUUUCUGGGUCAAACGAUAAUUGUCUUAGAUGUUGGAAAUAAAUAAGUUCAAAAGAAUGGAUAAGUUCAUAAGAGUUUGUAUGUAAUAGUUAUGUUUACACAUUCAAAUUAUAUAAUGAUGAAAAUCAACUUAUCUCAGGUAGUUUUCAUGGUUAAAUAAAUAUGUGGAAUCUGGAUUUUUAUAGAGGGGAAAUGAAUUGAAACUUACUUAAUCAUUAGAUAAACAUACAGGCACUGUCUAUGAUUUAAGUUUAAAUCAAUCUGAAACUUAAUUUAUCUCAUGUUCUAAAGAUAACACGAUAAUAGUUUGGGGAAAAGGAUUAAAUAGUUAUUGGGAAUUUAAAUAUAUAGUUAAAUAAUCAAUAAAUGAUUUUGGAUGUAAAGUUCAUUUUAUUAAUGAUGAUUAAUUUAUUUGGGUAAGUGGAGGUUAGGAAAGUUAGGAUUGUAUAUUCACAUUUGGAUUAAAUAAAGGAGUGUUCGAAGAAAUUCCAGCGGCAAAAGUUUAGUUAAUAAAGGAUACAUCUAAUUAUGACAUAUUUUAAUUUCCUAUUAUUUAUUAGGAAUAGCAAAAUAUUAUGGUAUUUAGACAUAAAACACAUAUCUAUUUUAUUUAAAGACAAUAGAAUGGACAGCUCAAGAUAUGUUAUCAAUUAAAUUGUUAAACAAAUGUGAUAUUUGGAACAUUAACAAAUGACUCUAAAUAUUUAGUAAUCAAAAGUAAUUCAAACAAUAAAUACAUGAUAUAUGAAGUAAAAUUAAAUUGA
Messenger RNA from Paramecium octaurelia, 1025 nucleotides. The record is from the annotation of a GenBank genome assembly. Lineage: Eukaryota; Ciliophora; Oligohymenophorea; Peniculida; Parameciidae.